Acanthopagrus latus (yellowfin seabream) is the source of this 1058-nucleotide messenger RNA. It is a transcript of the gene aqp8b, whose product is annotated as aquaporin 8b. Gene Ontology annotation, molecular function: water channel activity. Gene Ontology annotation, biological process: transmembrane transport. The transcript is spliced from 6 exons. Bases 171 to 956 code for a protein of 261 amino acids. The record is from RefSeq and is a predicted model, not a curated record. NCBI's taxonomy places the organism in Eukaryota, Metazoa, Chordata, Actinopteri, Spariformes, Sparidae. Gene Ontology annotation, cellular component: plasma membrane.
CCUCCCCUCCCAGUGGUCCAGAGCUCCAGUUCUGACAAGAACAUUCCCCUGGUGGUCACAGCUCAGAGCUGCAGCUUCAGGUAGCAGCAGCUCAACUGUGGUGAUCUGCCCCCCCACCUCAGGAAGAUGAACGUGACAGCUCGCACAACCCACACCUCAGCGGACACACAAUGGUGGACGAGAAGAUGGAGAUGGAGAUGGCUGAGGUUGGGACGUCUCUCGUGUCCUCGGAGGCGAAGACGCCUCCGGCCAGACAUCCCAACAAGUUUGAGAGGGUGUUUCAGCCGUGCCUGGGCGAGCUGGUGGGGACUGCUUUCUUUGUGUUCAUCGGUUGUGUGUCGGUCAUCGAGAACGUGGAGAAUGUGGGGAGGCUGCAGCCGGCUCUGGUGCACGGACUGGCUGUGGCUGUCCUGGUGGCUUGUAUGGCUGAGAUCAGUGGCUCCCACUUCAACCCUCCGUUCACCCUGGCCAUCUUUCUGUGUGGAGGGUUAGACACGUACAUGGUGAUCCCUUACCUCGCCUGUCAGCUGAUUGGAGGGGUGCUUGGAGCCGCUAUGGCAAAGGCGAUGACCUCGGUGGAGAACUACACCAAAGCCCAAGGAGCUGCAUUUGCUCUGCUGCAGUCGAACAGUGAGAUAGGACGCGCUCUAUUUGCCGAGGUGGCCAUGACCUGCCUGAUCACCAUGGUGCUGCUGCUGGGGGCUGUCAACGUCAAGACCAGGAACCCCAUGGUGCCCUUCAUGGUGGGCUGCACGGUCAUCUUCAACAUCUUGGCUGGUGGAGAUGUAUCCGGCACCUGUAUGAACCCAGCCAGAGCCUUCGGUCCAGCUUUAGUGAGCAACUACUGGACUUAUCACUGGGUCUACUGGGUGGGACCCAUCGCAGGAGGCCUGAUAGCAACUCUGCUCGUUCGACUCCUGCUUGGAGACAGGAAGAUGCGACUCAUUCUGAAAUGAGGGCCUCUGUACGUGAACUUAAAGGGAACAAAUCAUGAGUGAAUGUAAUAUAUCUGCCUCCUUUGUACACGAUUAUACUUCCUUUCUAUACAAUAAAAAUGA